CGCGAACUGACAAUUGACAGAACAGACGCGGGCGAUGUCGAGCUUCGACCCGCGCUCACCAGGUUAUCAUGGUACAACGACGUAUUCGUCUAUCUCGAGUAACUCUGAUUCCGAUACCCACCGCGCAUCCACAGAGUCAUCCGCCUCCCCAGGCCUCCUCCGACGCGUUGCAUUCAGUCCUCCUCGCUCUGAAACCAGCUUCGAAGGUCACGGUUACGACGACAGUUUCGCAGAACGCGCUGAAGUCGAAGCAGUUCUCACCGAACUCGACCUUGACGCUGAGAUUAAUUCUACCCAGGAUGCUGUCUCCCAAUGGUCCUCUUCCCGGCCAUCCUACACGUCUUUUAGUACGUCUACUCCCUACAGUGGUACAGGGUCCUACACUGGCACUUCCGCUUCGUACUCCGCGGACACUGCAACAGCAACAGGAACUUAUUUCACACGUGACCCUCGCGUCCUGAGUACCAUCUCAGAACGCACAGAGCACCCCAGCCGACCAACUUCCUUUGCCCAGAACCGUCUUUCUGCACACCGCCUAAGCACAAUUUCCAGUCCGCACGUUCGAUCAGCUAUUGACCCUCCUGCAAAUGCGAACAGACUCAGCACGCACUCUCAAGGGCACACACGCGGUGCCACAGAUAUUCCCACAACUAGCCGUCGCACGGGCGACCUUAUUGCAUUCUUCGAGGACCGCGCAGGUACCCCCGGAAAAGAAAAGGAGAGAAUCACAAGCCCAUUUUUACCUACAACCCAGAGUACGCCUCAUUUAGGGAGUACCACGGGGUACACCUCAACUGGAUACGGCUAUACUACGGGAUUCACUUCGACUGGGUACGGAUAUACCACAGGAACAGGUGGCUAUACCACAUCCCACCUAUCCUCUGCCGCUAAAAGCAGAUCCGAUGAUUCGCGUUCCACCGUCUCGACUUCUUCAGGUGGAGGUGGGACUGAUCUGAGCUUGUCGACUUUGUUAAGUCCACCAGUGCGCGGGUUUAGCACCCCAACCGGGACGUAUAGUGGCAGUGGGACAGCAACAGCGACAGGGAGGACACAGCUAAGCCCGAGCGAUUUUGCAAGUACGUUUUCAAGUGCAUUCGGGGUUGCUAGAGGUCCGUGUGUCAUCACCCCUUCUGCCUUUACCUUUACUCCUUUACUACGUGUUGACACUUUUCUCGAUCCAGGUAGACAAGACGAUACUACACCCACACGCCAGCCUCAGACCACCCUCCGUCGCAGCACCGUUCCUCUGAACGACACUAACACGAGUCCCAGGAGCCCGUUAACGAGCGUACGAAACAUCGUAGCUGCGUGGAAGGAACGCACACCAGGGCUAGGGAAAGUGAAAAGUGAGAGCAGCGAAGGCGGGAGCGAGCUAUCUCCGCCUGGUGCAUCAAAGAUGGAGGGUUUGUUCUCUCUUCGUAGACGCGCAUCGCGUCAUGGGCCGCGGGGACAGCCGCCGGUGACGCCUGAUAGGAAUGGUGGGAAGGGUAAUGCAGGAGGCAGCAACAGAAACAGGGAAAACGAAGGAAUCACUAGCAGUGGGAACAAUCUCAUGAAGAGGAGAGUGAGCUCCACGAGUAGCCUCAUACCCCCGCCUUUUGAUAUGACAGAUCUGGGGGGGAAAGAAAACCGGGAGGUGUGCCUCAUUCUAUUUUUGGUUUCAAGUUCACAUCUGAC
Molecule: messenger RNA, 1677 nt
Organism: Suillus discolor
Lineage: Eukaryota; Fungi; Basidiomycota; Agaricomycetes; Boletales; Suillaceae
Exons: 3
Source: RefSeq, a predicted model, not a curated record